UUCAGCGUUAACCUUCCACACUGUUUAUUUCUUUCUUUGAGGUUGACAUUCCAAACGAACUUUGUUCAACGGAAGCAUCGUAGGUUGUUUUCUUCUAAUCCGUUUCAAACGGAUUUAAUUGACUUUGGAAGAUCUAACAAGAAUAUUUAAAGCAAGGAUUCAAACUUGCAUACAUAAAAGACUGACUACUAGCUAAGAAAAACCUAAGUAUUAUGACAGAUACGAAUCCAAUUUAUUCUCCGUUCUUCGGAGUGAUGGGAGCCGCCUCAGCAAUGAUCUUCAGCGCUUUAGGUGCAGCUUAUGGUACUGCCAAGUCUGGGACCGGUAUUGCAGCCAUGUCCGUGAUGCGGCCUGAGUUGAUCAUGAAGUCUAUUAUUCCUGUUGUAAUGGCCGGUAUUAUUGCCAUUUAUGGGUUGGUCGUGGCAGUGCUCAUCUCAGGUGCUUUGGAUGUGCCAGAAAAAUACCCAUUGUACAAGGGUUUUCUUCAUUUUGGUGCCGGUCUCGCAGUAGGCUUCAGUGGGCUCGCCGCAGGUUUUACCAUUGGCAUAGUUGGCGAUGCUGGGGUCCGUGGGACAGCACAGCAGCCAAGGCUUUACGUUGGAAUGAUUCUCAUCUUGAUUUUCGCAGAAGUGUUGGGUCUAUACGGCCUAAUUGUUGCCAUUUAUUUGUACACAAAAUAAACUUUUUUUUCUUUUAAUGAUCUGAAGUUUAAGAAGCCAAUUGUCCUUUCUUCGUUAAUGUAAUGCAUAUUUACUAGAUAACAUGAAAUCUUUAUGAUAAAAAGUCUUUUCAACAAGAUUAUUUUUAUUGUAAUAAAAAUUAACCUUUAAA
Messenger RNA from Cimex lectularius (bed bug), 831 nucleotides. Its product is annotated as V-type proton ATPase 16 kDa proteolipid subunit-like. The record is from RefSeq and is a predicted model, not a curated record. The transcript is spliced from 2 exons. The coding region runs from base 213 to 680 and encodes 155 amino acids. Gene Ontology annotation, cellular component: proton-transporting V-type ATPase, V0 domain. Gene Ontology annotation, biological process: proton transmembrane transport. Lineage: Eukaryota; Metazoa; Arthropoda; Insecta; Hemiptera; Cimicidae. Gene Ontology annotation, molecular function: proton-transporting ATPase activity, rotational mechanism.